Lymnaea stagnalis (great pond snail) is the source of this 5353-nucleotide messenger RNA. NCBI's taxonomy places the organism in Eukaryota, Metazoa, Mollusca, Gastropoda, Lymnaeidae. The record is from the annotation of a GenBank genome assembly.
GGUACCACCACGUUUACGGGAUGAACCGGCCCAGACGGUAAAUAAAAAUUUUACCCUCUUCUUGACAUUCUCAGAGUCAGAGUGUCUGAUUAUUUUUUUUCUUCAAAACUCAGUAUUAUAGGAGAUUCUUCAACUAUAUUUGGGUAGGCAUUUUUAAAACAUGGGAUUAUUGAGAUUUAAGUAGUUAACAUUAAUAAGUGGUCAAAGUAGAAAGUAGAAUGACUAAGAUUUUACUAAGACAAAGAAUGAUUUUACUAAAAAAGUACUUAAGUUUUAGGCUUUAGGGCAUUAUCAUUAGGGCCAUGGGCAUGGAUCACUUAAAAAUAUGUUAUCAAAUUUAUAAAAUUGAUUAUAUGCAUUUUUUUUUCGCCCACUCCUAUUUUUUCCUCCCCUUUUUAGGUAGGAUCUGUAUAUAGUAUAUAUAUAUAUAUAUUAUGAAUUAUGUCUAUGUAAAUUUAAUUUAUUUUUAUUAUGCUUGACUUAUUUGUCUUUUUGUUAUUGUUGUACUGAUGAAGGCAUUUGCCGAAACGUAUACUUUUGUAUUCUGUAAAAUUAUUAUUAAAACUUACCUUAUAUUGUAAUAUUGACACAAAUUGUUUGUGUCUAUUUAAUCUAUUUUAAAGCUUUAUCAUUAUCGCAGUCCAAAACUUUUUAUAAUUAGUUGAUAUACCACACCAGUGGUUCUCAAUCCUCCAAAUGAUGCGACCCUUAAAUACAGAUCCUCAUGUUGUGGUGACCUCCAAACCAUAAAAUUAUUAAAAGAUUUGGUAGAUGAACAGUAUCUUGUUUAAAAAAAAUGGUUGCAGCUACAUAUUAAAAAAAAAAGAAAUUCAUUACAUAGGUCAUCAUAAGUCAUAAGUCAAGUGGUUAUUGUUUAAAUCAUAUUUAAAGGAAAAAAGCGGACGUUAUUUAUUUAAAGAGUUACAUGCUCUUUGUGAACAAUUAAGUGGGAUAUCUGUGUCAGUGCAGUGGACUCUUAACUUGGAUUCACCACUGAGAUAUUAGUGGAUUCAACAAAUCAGCAGUGUCGACAUACCUUAAUUUAAGGCCUAACGACUUAAUAAUGAACAUAAAAACAAAGCAUAGAAAUUAAUUGAUUACCCUCAAAGACAGUAUCCAAAUACUCUGGUAUAAAAAAAAAGCCCCAACUUUGAAGUCAUCCUAUCAAAAUGAAACAUUUUUACAAAAUGUAAAGUGAACAGUUUUCAAAGAAAUGCUUUUUGUUCCAUAAUGAGGGGUUUACUCAUUUAUGUUUUACUUAUGUUUAUAUAUGCAUUCUCCAUAUUUAUAGAUUUGAUAGAUUUUGAAUUUAAGUAGUCUAUGAUAUUCUAUUAUUUUCUUCUUUUAAAAUCGAGGGGUUAAUGUCGUAGUAAACUGUUACGUACUGUUAUCUUGUUUUACAAAUUUAAUCUGUUUUAAGAUUUGGCUAGUUCGAUAAACAAUACGUAACAAAAGGCUGAAAAACAGUAUUCAAAGAAAAACAAUACCAUAGCUAGUGAUAUUAAUAUUAACAAUAAUCAAUUUAAUCAUACUAUUAAAUCAAAUACCGGGUAUACAGAAAUAAAAACUAUGUUAACUUAAAGCACAGCAAGUGAAAAAGUAGUAUGCUAGAAAUGUAAAAAAUAUUGAUCCACACACACACACAGGAAAAAGUUGUUAAAAAAAUAUUGCUAAUCUGCUGGUCACAGUUUACCAUCUUAUUUAUAGUGAGAGAGUCAGAAUCCUCCAGAACAGGAAGUCUACAAAUUUAAUUGUCAAAGAGUAUUUUCUUCCUCUACCUAGACCUUCUGGAAAUUGUAACUGUGACCAAACUUUCCCAAGGGCGGUGGGGGAAGGGAGUGGUAGUAAAUGUCACCAACUUAAUUGGUGAUGUCAAUAACAAAAAAAAAAGAAGGUAAGGGAUGCAUUUCAGGCUCCACACCACAUAGGGUGAAAAAAAACACAGGCAAUAACAAAAAAAUUAUAUAUUUUGAAGUAAUAGCUCAAAAAGUCAGCUUAUUAUCUGAGGAUUGAUUUAUUGAUUGAUUUUGAUAUUUAUAUCGCGCUGGUAUCCAUGCCAUGUUAGCAUGCUCACUGCGCUCUAAUUUUCCUAAAUCUCUUUAAACAAAAAUUUUUUAAAUGUUUCUUAAAUGAUUUUUUAUCAUUUUCAAUUCCCCUCAAAGAUUGAGGCAAACUGUUCCAUAAUUUUGGCGCUAUCGCUUCAAAAGAGCGCACUUUGUAAGACUUUUUUUCUGUGUUCAUCCACACUAGGAACUCUCAGUGAGUCUGCUAUGCCAGCUUGUACAAUCCACAGCAAGUUUUUCCCUCGAAUCAAGGUUAAUGUCCAUGGAUUAGAGUGAAGCAUUUAGACAGUUCUUCAGCAUCUUUCUGCUCACCAUCUGAGCAUUUCCCUUCGGAGAGUUCACAGAGUAUUAGUUGUUAAGAAGUCUGCUUUCUGGGAUUCUUGCAACAUGUCCUGGCCAUUUGGCUUGUCUUUUUUGUAGGAGUGUGUGGAUGCUGAUAAAGUCAGCCCAUUGUAGACCUUUGUCAGGUUCUUUGUCCUGCCAACUUAUGCCAAGAAGUUUACUUGGUGUAGAUGGUUUAGCUGUCCAGUAUGUCUGCUAUGUGGGUGACUGGAUGGCCGAAUGGUCAAAACUGAGCAAACCUCAAGUUGGUGGUCUGGAGUGCAAUCCCAGCAAAAGGCCAGUCAAUCAAAAAAAAUCACAUGGAUGAGACUAGUUAACCUUGGUGGCAACUCAUCUAAGAGAAGAAUUCAAACCCGGAGUUGGAGUCCCGUAAGGUGCAUACAAAGACAAUUCCUGCAACCAUACCCAUCCCUGGUCGUCUUGACGUAGAGUCUUGCCACUGGAUAUGGUGGGCCCGGACGAGAGAGUGAGGUUGACGCUGCUGAACUCUUCCUCAUUUUAAACAAAAGUCACCCGCGCAAGUCAUCAGUCACUGGAUGACUCGAUGGUCAUCGUCGAUCUUCGACAGACGAACAAUAAAUGUCUGCUUUACACUGUCCACAUCUUGCUAGCAGGGCCGGCCGGACGGUUGCUGGCGCCCUGUGAAAGCUUAACUUGGUACCCCUUUUUAGUAUAAUCAUUAACGGAAAAACUAGUUAUUCGGUAAUGAGUUUAUUACCUAUGUUGUUUUUUUUUAAAAAUCAAACACUGUUGACUUGUGUCAGAAUAUCUUUUUUUAUUGCACUUUCUAUUUUUCUUCCAUGCAAUGCUGUUUCCUAUUUUGGAGAUUGUUGAUGGCGCCCUAAGCAAACGCAGUGUACAAAAAGUUAGAAUAUCGUUUCUCGACCCUGGACCCGAGGUUCACACUUCACUAUAAUAAACUUAUGGAAUUUAAAUAUUUGCUCCAGGCGCUCCUUUGGCCACGGCGCCCUGUGCAAGGGCACCGGUCGCACACCCUAAAAGUAAAGGCCGGCCCUGUUGCUAGCUUAUAGGAGAGAUGUUAAUAUGAUUACCUUGUAUAUUUUCAGCUUAGUGACAAGAUCUCUUUGCUCCCAAUCACUCUUGCUGAGCCUUUCAAAUGCAACAUUUGCUUUGGAAAUUCAGUUGUUGAUCUCAUCAUCGAUUGUUACUGACCUCGAGAUUGUGCUGCCCAAAUAUUUGAAUUUUUCCACUGCUGAGAGAUUCUAUCCAUUCACUGAUAUUUUAGGUUCUUUGUAAUGCUUUCCUGGAGAAGGCUGGAGAAAGAUCUUUAACUUUCGUAAUGGCUUGCAGUCUUCUAAGAUUAAAUAGCCCUCCACGUGGUCCUGUAUCUUAUAGGAAUGCCGUCAUUAUUGUCAAGAAAAGCUUCAGUCAGCAUUGCCGAGAAUACCAUGCUAAAAAAUGUUGGCAAGUCUUGUUGAUCUUGUCGAUUUUGCUGAAAGGUGUUGGGGGAAGGGGGGGUCAACAGUUUUUAAUGUAGAUUUAUUUUAUAUGAUGUUAUAACAAUAUUGAGUAUUGAGCAAUUUUAUGUUUGUCAUGCUGUUGCUUUUUAUGUGAUAUUGCCUUUGGAUGUUACUAUGCAUAUUUCAUAAUUAAUUAUAUUUUUCUCUGCUAUGCCGGUUAUUCCAAAAAAUUUUCUUUUCUCAGCGCCAUUGCUGAAUAUAGAUUUUUUCCCAGGGACCCUAUGUUACGGUGGGGGGGGGGGGUUUGGCAUAUGUUGUGAUGUCUUUGUGGAUGACCCCUAAUGAGAGUACAAAUGGAAAAUAGAUGCAGUACUAUGAAUUUAUUUAAACUUCAAUAAGACACAAAUUUAAAAAAAACAUUAUUUUAUUUUAGUUUUAGUGUUUCAGUCAGCUACCCCACGGAAAUCCCUCGGCAGCCUUAUGGGUGGGGAAACAGUGGUCUAAUGUUUUUUUUUUAAAUCAUCAUAUUAGUAUUAUUUUGGACUUAACCAAAGGAUCAUACUUUUGAUUUUGUUUUGCAGUUACCACAUAUAAAAGAAAAUGAGUAAGAUUUUGCUACCAGCUUGGAAGCAGCUUUCUUCGGCUUUGAACACCAUGAAUUCUUUGCAACGAGCUCUACCUUAUUUAGACUCUCAACCAUCAAGAUUGGCUUCUAAAAAGGCAGGUGGUACUGUCCGCAACAAAAUAGGAAGAACAAUAAGAAAACACAGAGGAAUAAAGGCUCAUGAUGGUACCUUUGUGCAUCAAGACCAAGUGCUCGCCACUCAAUAUGGAAUACGUUUUUAUCCCGGUGAAAAUGUCUGGAUGGAGGGAAACUGGACUUUAAAAGCUGCUUAUGAUGGCAUUGUGGUUAUUUCAACAGAAAGUCUAAAUCCUUAUCCAGAUAGCCCAUUAUACUUACCAGUCCAAAAGGGUGCAAUUAUACAAAAAAAAUUCUUCAAUAUUAUACCCACUCCACUGCAUGGCAAAUUCAAACUUAUUUCAGAAACUUAAGUGAAAUAAAUCAAUUUCUAUACAAGCACUAUCUUGACUUUAUAAUUACACUGUUUUAUUUAGCUUUUGAUUUUAUUUGUCUUGGUCAAGGUAAAAUCUCACAACUCAAUUUUGAUCCAGUUCAUGAUCAGAUCUCCAACUGAGCUGAAACUUUGUACACUUACUCAUCCCUAUGACAAUACAACUCUUCUUAAUCAGUAGGUCACUGGUGACCGGAACAGAAAAUGAUGGGGACAUCAGGUUUCCUUACACUGUUUCCUUAUGCAUUGCUAAUUUUUCUGUUCCCGACAACAAUUAACAAUGACAAGAAAGUUUUUACUUUUACCACAGAAAGGUCACCACCCAUCUUUCACAUUUUUGUAUUUCGUGGGUUCUCCAUGCUUUUUUUAUUUUUUUAGUCAUAUAUUUCAAACCACUUCCUGAUCUCCUAUUACAUCUUCCAAGACUAAAAAGUACACAAGAAAUCAAUAUAAA